Messenger RNA from Linum tenue, 4837 nucleotides. The record is from the annotation of a GenBank genome assembly. NCBI's taxonomy places the organism in Eukaryota, Viridiplantae, Streptophyta, Magnoliopsida, Malpighiales, Linaceae.
CUCUCUCUUUGAAGUCCCCAUCACAAAGAAAGAAAAAGGAGAAAUAGCAGAGAGAGCAGAGUGACUGGUAAAAGUGCAAACACUCCCCACAGUCCGCCCACCAACCAGCGACACUCUCCUCCAUCCUCACAUCCCAUUCACAGGGAGGGAACGCUCAACCUGUCCAUAAAUAAAUCUCCCCACGAAAGAAAGCCCCACACUUGUCGAUCAUAAAAUUCAUACUUCUCUUCAUUCAUUCUCCCCCAAUUCCCAUUCAAACAACAAUCUCCCUUCCCCCCCCGCCGGCGAUCUGAUUCCCCGCCUGUCGCCGACGCUAGUUACUCCCGUAGCUAGCUCAAUCCCCCCACCGCCGGCUACAGUACUGCUCCUGUGCUUUAAGCAUUCCACGUCAUGGCAGAUCUGAAGUCAAUGUUCCUGAAGGUUUAUGAUACCCUGAAGAAGGAUCUCCUGGAAGACCCUGCCUUUGAAUGGAGUCCUGAUUCUAGUCAAUGGGUUGAAAAGAUGUUGGACUACACUGUGCCUGGAGGGAAGUUGAACCGGGGAUUAUCCGUGGUAGACAGCCUCAAGUUGUUGAAAGAAGGAGAGGACCUAACUGAAGAUGAAAUCUUUCUUUCCAGCACCCUUGGUUGGUGUAUUGAAUGGGUAUUGAUUGGACUCAUGCUUCCCCUUUCCGCUUCAAGCAUACUUUCUGGUGCUUGAUGACAUCAUGGAUGCCUCUCACACUCGUCGUGGUCAACCUUGUUGGUUUAGGCUGCCCAAGGUUGGUAUGAUUGCAGUAAAUGAUGGUAUUCUGCUGAGGAACCAUAUUCCGAGGAUGCUCAAGAAACACUUCAGAAACAAGGAUUACUAUGUGGAUCUCCUGGAUUUGUUCAAUGAGGUGGAGUUUCAAACUGCCCAUGGACAGAUGAUAGAUCUAAUUACAACGCUUGAAGGAGAAAAGGAUCUGUCCAAGUAUACUGAGUCACUCCACCGAAGAAUUGUCCAGUACAAGACAGCUUACUAUUCCUUUUACCUCCCUGUUGCUUGUGCAUUGCUGAUGGCUGGUGAGAAACUCGAAAACCAUAUCGAAGUGCAGAACAUUUUGGUUGAGAUGGGAACCUACUUCCAAGUGCAGGAUGAUUAUUUGGAUUGCUUUGGUGAUCCUGAGACUAUUGGCAAGAUUGGAACAGAUAUUGAAGAUUUCAAGUGCUCAUGGUUGGUGGUAAAAGCAUUCCAACUUAGCAAUGAUGAACAGAAGAAACUGUUGCUCGAGAACUAUGGCAAAGCUGAUCCAGGCAAUGUUGCCAAAGUGAAGGCCCUCUACCAUGAAUUGAAUCUCCAGGGAGUCUUCGAGGAGUACGAGAGCAAAAGCUACGAGAAAAUAAUAACCUCCAUAGAAGCUCAUCCCAGCAAAGCUGUGCAAGCAGUUUUGAAGUCCUUCCUGGGCAAGAUUUACAAGAGGCAGAAGUGAGAAGCAGAGAGAUACACCACUCCAGAUCUCCAUUGCAGAGAUGAGAGGGCUACUUGUCUUGCAAGUCUGUAGCUUUUGUUGUAUUUGUAGGGUUUUUUUUCCUUCUGAUUUCCCAUCUAUCUUUGUUUCUUUCGAAUAGUUCCAAUAAACCCAUAUUGUUGUUCCCUAAUUUUCCACUCUAACAAACUGGAAAAGUAGGCAAGAUUUCCUUCUUUAAGUCGUCUUCUCCUUUGACUACCUCUGCACUGAAGUGGUUCAGUUGAUAAGAACCUAUCAUUGCCCAUCAUCAUUUCCCAAAGCUCAGACCAAGUGUUCGCGCAUUUGAAGAACAUCCAUAUCCAAAUCCAAAAUGCUUUUACGGUUCUCGCCAUCAUUUGCCAUAUUCUGUUAUGCUAAUACUAGUAUUCCUUUUCCAUGUAUCUGGGUUGCAGCAGACUUCAGACGCCAUUGCUGCAUAUGUAUCAUCAGAUUCCAAAUGCAAAUGGCUCGUAGAAAAACACAAUCAAGAAGAACAAGCAAAUACAUAAUGUACAGAAACACACACAGCAACAAAACCCAGAAUUUAUUCCACAAACUAACUGUCUUGUAACAUAAAGGAAUGAUCUUUUAGUGACAGUAGUGACCAAACCAGCAGAACUUCCCUCCACCACCUUCACACCCUCCUUCAUCAUCUCUGCUAUGUAUCCACCACAACAUAUUACUAAGCGAAUUCCCAUCGUCAUGGCCAUUCAACCUCUUGGUCUUCUCCAAAGCACUCCCUUUAUCAAACAUCGCUUCCAACGCAUACACAAACCCUUUCCAACCUUCUCCAACUCCUUCCCUCCCCAACGCCGGCAGAGUCCAAUCCACGAGCUCCCUCGCAAACUUCAAAUCAGAGAACACCACUUCAGUGAUCGGCAGCAAUGGCAGCACCUGAAUCCCAAGCCUGCACUCCUUCCAUUCGGGUGGCGCGAACCACAGCCCGCUGUCCCUCUUGCUGGCCCAGAGCACUCCCACCACUUUGUUCUCAGCAGUGAAAUCCGUAGCAUAGAUGGUGUCACCUUCCUUCACAUGCCACCACGUCUGUGCUGCCUGAAUCUCCAUCGCAGCAAGCGAGGAUCCAAUGGCGACGAGAUGGGUGUCUCCAUAAGCUAAUCCCAUCAAAGCAGCUGAAUAAUAUGCAUUCACAGCCUCACUUGUGCUCUCCUGAUUCCGUCCAUCCGCAAAUUCGGUCAGCCCUCCCGCCCAAGAAUGAAGCUUGUACAGAUCGAAGCACCUCAAACGAGUGUAACUCGAAUCCGAUCGCUUUCCCAGGUUCAUGAAAUCGGCCAUUAGAGAGUAAGCUUGUGGCCUGUAUUUUCUCCCCCAGGCCGGGUCGAUCUUGGCAAGAACAGCAAUGCCGUAAAGGAAAUAACCCAGAUGGAAAUGGUGGUCGUUGUAUAUGCCAAACCCGAAAUCAGCACCGGAAUCUGUUAGUCCUUGCUUGGUAACAAUGCCACCCCAUUUGCCAUCAUACAUAAACCCAUUCCCAUUGAAUGUCCCUUCCAGCCAUGGCUCAAUCGUCUCCUUCAAGAACUUCCUUACUGCCGGAAUCACAUCAGGGAAACCGACUUCCUCGGCGAUCAACGCCAAUCUAGCUCCCCUGGCGACCAAUUUGCCGUAGAAGUAAGACGAGGUCGUGGCUAUCGCCGAUGCAUUCAAGCCAUCCACAUCCUUGCGAAGCGCAUCCACGAUUUCAUUGUAGCCAUUGUCUUUGAUUCCCUUAAUCGAAUGCCAAGUCACUGAAACAGGAUCCGAUUUUAGGACCCACGAAUCGCCGGCGACGGCUACGAGGUCACCGUCCAUGCUCCUGUACUUCAAGCCUUCCAUAACGGUGACGUCGCAGUCAUCGCCGGAUAAGAGCUUGAGAUGCAGGGGAUGGGCGAGCAUAAGCAGAUCGCCCCAUCCUUUCUUCUCCCAUUUGUACUCGACGGAGAAGGGCUUGGAGAGAAUCGCCUCCCCGGAAACUGGGUAGCAGGAGCUGAACCGAUCGAGAACGGAUUCGGAUUCGGAUCCCGGGUCGGAUUCGUCGGGCAGGAUCGCGAUCCUCAGGAUGCCGGAGAAUCCGGCGGCGGAGGUGAUUGAAGAAGUGGUGUGGGUCAAAUUGAUUGGAGACGACGAGUAAAUGAGCCAGGUCUGGUUGUUGUUGAGCUUGACCGUGUACUUGUUGAGCGAAUUGGUGGGGGAAGAACACGAGAGAAUGGCGUGAAUGGUGGAGAUUGAAAUGGGCGUGUUUCCGGAGACGGAGCAAGUGAGGAAGGGGCUUCCUCUGACGAGGAAGAAUCGGAGGUUGGAAGAGGGGAAAUCGAGCGUCACGCUGAGGUCGUUGAAGGAGGUGAUGACGUGGCGAUCGGCGGCGGAGGGAGCGGCGGCGGAGAGGGUGAGAUCGGCGUUGAAAACCUGGUAAGUGAAAGCAGAGUUGUGGAAGAUGGAUGGGUAGGAGACGGAGAGGGCAGAGCCGGUGGGUUUGACGAGGUAAGGGUGGAUGUACUCUGGCUGAUCGCCAUUUUUGAGGGUGAAGUUCUGGAAGAAGGAAUUGGUGGGGAGAGGGGAAGAGAGGAGGGCGGUGGAGAAGAAGGCGGAUGGGUCCGGGAGGACGGUGGAGUUCUCCUGCGGGAAGACAAAUGGGAAAGCAGGGCGGCGGCGGUGCGGCGGCGGAGGCAUGAUUGGGGAGAGUAGUAGUUGUUGUUGUUCAGGGGACGAUGGAGAGAAGUGGAUUGGAGAGGGAGGUUUAUGGAAGGAAGGAGCUGGAGGCAGAGGAGGAGGGCUGCUUCUACCGCGUUUCUUGUCGAAUGGCUUAGUGACUAAGGUUUUGACCUUUCUGCUCAGUUUCUUCAGCACCAUUUUCCGAGUGGCAGCUUCUUUAUAUUUGAGGAAACCUGUCAAGAGUGGUUGGUUUGGUUGCAGUUUAUUAUAGUUUAGUUGGAGUAGGUUUGUUUGUGGGUUGCAGGUGGUUUUGUGGAAGGAAAGGCAAUGGAAGGGAUGAAGAAGAUGGGGAAGAAGGUGGAGUAAGGUUGGAUUGGAAGCGAAGUUGUGUGAAGAACAAGGUAGGGUUUUAUUAAUUCCAGUGGCAUUGAAGCUGUCAUGGAGGAUCUAGGGAAGGAGUGAGAGAAUCAGAGAAGCAAGGUAUAUAACAUUUUUGGAAUGCUUGAUGUCAGAGGAAGCUCUCUUCCAACUCUCAAAGUAGUGGAGUGGAGAUGCUCCACCAAGUCUUUUGUUUCUGAGAUGCAAGCUGUUCUGCUGGUAGAAUUUAUGAUUUAGAACAAUGAUUGUUGCUGUGGUUUCUGAAGUCGAACUGUAUGAUGCAGGUAACGAGAAUCGGAAGUAUAGAGAGAAUUGAAUAGAAAUACGUGAUAUAUGAUUGAAGGA